Brassica napus (rape) is the source of this 597-nucleotide messenger RNA. RefSeq lists its product as uncharacterized. The transcript has a single exon. The record is from RefSeq and is a predicted model, not a curated record. NCBI's taxonomy places the organism in Eukaryota, Viridiplantae, Streptophyta, Magnoliopsida, Brassicales, Brassicaceae. The coding region runs from base 1 to 597 and encodes 198 amino acids.
AUGAACAUCAAGAAUGACCAAACAGUAAAGUUCUGGACUGAUGUGUGGCUCUCUGCAGGGAAACUGAUUGACCUUGCUGGUGAGAUUGGAACUCAAAAGUUAGGCAUUCCGAGAAAUGCGAGAAUUUGUGAUGUUUGGAAUCUAAGGGCAUCACGCGAUCAGCACAUACAGCAGCUGGUGGAGGUAAUUCGCCAGUUCCCUUUAUCGCUGACUGUAAAUGUCCCUGACGGAGUCAUGUGGAGGAAUGGCCCUGACGACUAUAGGGAUAAGUUCAUCGCUUCUGGUACUUGGCAACAGAUCAGACAGAGUAGAGAUGAAGUUCAGUGGAGCACGAUUGUCUGGUUCUCCCAAAGGGUACCUCGGUUCUCUUUCAUCACUUGGCUAGCUCUCUGUGAUAGGCUCUCAACAGGCCAUCGAAUGCACAAAUGGGGUCAACCGCAAGUUUGUAUAUUAUGUGGCGAGUCAGAUGAGACGAGAGAUCAUCUAUAUUUUGCUUGUCCGUAUACUUACACACUGUGGUUGAAAGUUGUGGGGAAUCUCUUCGGUGCUGAACCUGAUCCGGACUGGGGCAUCACUAUAUCGCGGCUGAUCACAUGA